Nematocida parisii ERTm1 is the source of this 997-nucleotide messenger RNA. RefSeq names its product thymidylate synthetase. The transcript has a single exon. Gene Ontology annotation, molecular function: thymidylate synthase activity. The coding region runs from base 1 to 879 and encodes 292 amino acids. The record is from RefSeq and is a predicted model, not a curated record. Lineage: Eukaryota; Fungi; Microsporidia. Gene Ontology annotation, biological process: dTMP biosynthetic process. Gene Ontology annotation, cellular component: cytosol; mitochondrion.
AUGGAGACUAACCAUGAAGAAGCACAGUACCUACAGUUAAUAAAGCGCAUACUUGAUGGUGGAGCACAGAAAAUGGACAGAACCGGCACAGGAACAAUUGCAGUAUUUGGUGACAUGGCACGGUAUUCUCUUGAGAACGACAGGUUCCCUCUACUUACCACAAAGAAAGUUCCAUUCAGAGUGGUUGCAGAAGAACUUCUGUUCUUUAUUCGCGGGCAAACAGACAAUAGAAUACUAAAAGAUAAGAACGUAAACAUAUGGACACUGAAUGGAACAGAAGAGUUUCUUCGGUCUCGCGGCAUAACCAGAAGAGAAGAUGACCUUGGUCCAAUUUACGGGUACCAGUGGAGACACUUUGGCGCAGAGUACAAAACGUGCGAGGAUGACUAUUCUAAUAAAGGCAUUGACCAGUUAAACCAAGUGAUUGAGGAAUUAAAAACAAACCCAAACAGUCGCCGUAUGAUUGUAUGCGCAUGGAAUCCAAGUGAUCUAGACCAGAUGGCUCUUCCCCCAUGCCAUGUGCUAUUCCAGUUUGUUGUAGUAAAUAGCAAGCUAAACUGCAUGUUAUACCAAAGAUCCGGUGAUGUAGGGCUAGGAGUGCCCUUUAAUAUUGCAAGUUAUGCCCUGCUUCUUAAAAUGGUCUCAUAUCUAACCAAUAUCCCAGCAGGUGAGUUUGUUCACGUACUCUCUGAUGCUCAUAUAUACUCCAACCACAUAGCCCAGCUAACAGAGCAAGUAAAGCGCGUGCCAUACAAGUUCCCAACCCUCAAAAUAUCCCCAGCAGUAAAAAGAGAAAGAAUUGAUGAUUUCCAAAUUGAUGAUUUCAUUCUGGAAGGGUACACACACCACCCACCAAUUAAAAUGAACAUGUCUGCAUAGUAAGAUACCUGAAAAUGAGUAUUUUUAAAGAAUUUUCAGUUUCUGCUAAAAAUGCCCUUCUUAAUUAUUUUGGGGUAUUACCGCUUAUUAGCUAAUAUUAGGAAAUUAAAAAUAAAAU